CCUUCUACCCUCCCAACCAUCCCACCAUCACCUAUUAGGUGCCCUUUCAGACGGGGACCGCGGCGGCCCUCACCGAAACCCUGGUUAGCAAGAGUGCUGGUUGGUUGGCUGACAGUGGGGGGAGGGAGGGAUUCAUGGUGUAAGAAGAAAGCGGCUUGGCCUUUUUUCUGAUGCGGUUCUGCUCACUUGCUGGCUGGUGGGCAGUGUCGUCGAUACGCCAUACAGUUGCUUUCCCUUCCAGGCUUUUCCAGGCCAUGUUCGUGAAGCACUGGGCGCAGCUGCCCUGGUUCCGAUCCUUGCUCCCAAUCCGCAGGCGGAGCGCCGGGGGACAAAUUACGAACAGACAGUUGGGGAGCUUGGAUCUGCCAUCCUUGUUCGAGAACAAGCAGAUAUGACGGACGUGACAAUUUCUUGGGGGCGUGUCUAGACCGCCUGCGCAGGCUGCGUCAACCGAUUCCCAGAAGCCAGGGUCUCCCCACCUCGCAGUUUGAUCCGCGUGAGAUGGCAAAUGGGUCCCCUAAACUAACCAACCUACUUUUUUGGUCUUUGCGUGCCUACGGUUACCGACACACUACAAUUCAUCGAAAAAAAAAAAGAUAGGGCGGACGGAUUCUAGCUAGAGAGGGAAAGUUGGUUCUUUCGAAAGAGUACAGGGUGAAGGGUUCCAGACUUUCCCUCACCUUUUUUUUUUUUUUUUUUUUUUU
Colletotrichum godetiae is the source of this 704-nucleotide messenger RNA. RefSeq lists its product as uncharacterized. NCBI's taxonomy places the organism in Eukaryota, Fungi, Ascomycota, Sordariomycetes, Glomerellales, Glomerellaceae. The transcript has a single exon. Bases 171 to 395 code for a protein of 74 amino acids. The record is from RefSeq and is a predicted model, not a curated record.